UUUCUCACUCGCUGUAGGUUUCUUUUUCAGUCGUGUAGAUAUUUGAUAGCUACAAUUUAGCUUCGUCAUGAGUACGAAGGAGAAAGUUCGCUUUCCUUCUGAGAAUAAACAAGGAGCCUGUCCGGGAGUGUUCACUGGAGACCCAAGUAAAUCAACCCUGGGUCUUGUUGUGGUGCAGGAAUGGUGGGGAAUGAACGAUAUCAUUGUACAGGAGGCUGCAGACAUUUCCGAGAGAGGCAACUUGGUAACUCUGGUACCUGAUCUGUACCGCGGAAAGGUAGCAACAGAUCAUGAAACAGCGGGGCAUUACAUGUCUGAUUUGGACUGGCCAGGGGCGGUGCAAGACAUAGCUGGUGCGGCGAAAUAUUUGAAGGAAAAAGGUUGCAAGAAGGUGGGCGUGACUGGCUUCUGUAUGGGUGGAGCCUUGGCUCUGGCUUCUGCCGCCCUCAUCCCUGAAGAGAUUUCAGCUGCUGCUCCAUUCUAUGGCAUCCCCAGUGCAGAGCUGUGUGAUGUGGGAAAGAUCAAAAUACCUUUACAAGGUCAUUUUGGGAGUAAGGAUACCCUUGCUGGGUUCUCCUCACCUAAAGAUGUUGAAUCUUUAAAGCAGAAGCUUGAUGCUGGUGGAGUGAAUUAUGAAGUGUUCAUGUAUGAUACGGGCCACGCUUUUACCAACCCCACCAAUCCAAAUUACACCAAGGAAAUCUGUGAUUUGGCUCUAGGAAGGAUGAUAGAUUUCAUGAAGAAACACUUAGCUUAAGCCUUAGGUUCUACUAACUCUGUGAACGUCUAGUAACUAAAUUUGUCCAAUUAUUAUGAUCUUUAAUGUAUCACUAGCAUGUUUUUACACCUUCUUUUAGAGAAAAGGAAGGUGUCAAUAAAUGGCAUUAUGCGGCAGGGCUGGCUUCAAGAAAUAAAUUUGCCGUAAUUGUAA
Orbicella faveolata is the source of this 931-nucleotide messenger RNA. RefSeq lists its product as uncharacterized. Gene Ontology annotation, molecular function: hydrolase activity. The record is from RefSeq and is a predicted model, not a curated record. NCBI's taxonomy places the organism in Eukaryota, Metazoa, Cnidaria, Anthozoa, Scleractinia, Merulinidae.